AUGAUUGAAACCCAAUUAGCUCAACUUGCUAAUACCAUUAAGGAACAUCAUUCGCAUACUAGUCUCCCACCCCAAAGUCAAGUUCCAAAGAAAAUGAAUGCCAUAGUGACAAGGAGUGGGAGGAUUUUAGAUGAUGUUCUUAGAGCUAAUAAGGUUUCUAAGUCCAAUGGGAAGAAUCAAAAGGGAGUCAUUGAGUCUAGCGACAAUGAUGCGAUAGAAGAGGAGCCUCCCAUCGAUGAUGUGUGUGAUACUCCUAUGCCAAAAGAGGCAACUCUUCUACCUCUCUCCACUCCUAAACUUCCCUAUCCCCAAAGAUUCAUAAGGCACAAGUUAGAUGUGCAAUUCUCCAAAUUCCUUGAUGUUCUUCGAAAAUUGCAUAUCACUAUCUCCUUUACGGAUGCGUUGAAACAAAUGCCAACCUACUCAAGAUUUCUUAAGGAAAUCUUGAGUGGGAAGCGAGAUUGUGACGUAAAGGAGACGGUGAAUCUCACCGAAAAUUGUAGUGCUAUUAUUCUUAACCAAAUGCCACCCAAACUCAAAGACCCGGGUAGUUUUUCUAUCCCUUGUGCUAUUAAGAUGCUAGAAAUAAGCAAUGCUUGUGUGAUUUGGGUGCUAGUGUUAGUCUAA
Molecule: messenger RNA, 627 nt
Organism: Spinacia oleracea (spinach)
Lineage: Eukaryota; Viridiplantae; Streptophyta; Magnoliopsida; Caryophyllales; Amaranthaceae
Exons: 1
Coding region: 1-627 (208 amino acids)
Source: RefSeq, a predicted model, not a curated record